AUGACACAACCAGAAGCACAACCACCAGCCGCCCCCUCUCCCCUCCCGCCCUCUUCCAUCGCCAAACUCCCAAAACUCACACCCCGCCGCGCCCCCCGAAACCGCGAACCCCCCACCGCCCCUCCCCCACCAACACCCUCCCUCCCACCACCCCCAAACCUCGCACACCACACCUACACACAACCCUCACGCAGAAUCCUCAGCCCAGAAGACCACGCGCUCUUCCUCGCCAGCCCGACAUGCACACUAGUCGAAGCUUUCAUCUACGGGAUCGCGGACAGCGCGCGCGACCGGCCCAUCUCCAGCAUCCGCGACGACGAAAUCACCGACACAGUGGGGAAAAUAGUGCGGAUCCUACAAGAAGCCGAAAAGGUGCUCGAUGCGCAUCCGCCCGAGGAUACAGGGUCGCGGUUCGGAAACCCCGUGUUUCGCGACUUUCUAGACGGAGUCGAGGAGCAGAUAUGCGAAUGGCACGCGCAGCUAGGCCUUAUAGACGCAGCACAAGUACGCGAAAUAUCCACCUACCUCCUGCACUCCUUCGGGAACAAACGGCGCAUCGACUACGGCUCAGGCCACGAGCUAAACUUCUUCCUCUGGCUCCUCUGCCUGAACCGCGUUGGCCUACUCGCACCCCCAACCUUCCCCGCGCUCGCCCUCGUCGUCCUACCCGCUUACCUGCACCUCAUGCGCCGCAUCCAAGGCGCGUAUUACCUCGAGCCCGCCGGGUCCCACGGCGUGUGGGGGCUGGACGACUACCAGUUCCUUCCCUUCCUGUUCGGCGCAGCGCAGCUUCUGCACCACGCGUACAUCACGCCGAAAGCUAUCCACAAUCCCCUCGUCCUGGAGGAAGCGGCCAGGGAGUUUAUCUACCUGGAUCAAAUCGCGUUUGUCAACAGUGUUAAGAAUGUCGAGGGCUUGCGCUGGCAUAGUCCUAUGCUGGAUGAUAUUUCCGCGAGUCGCGGGUGGGGGAAGAUUGAGGGCGGGAUGCGGAAGAUGUUUCGGAAGGAGAUUUUGGAGAAGUUGCCGGUUAUGCAGCAUUUUCUUUUUGGGAGCUUGGUGGAGGCGGUGGAGGGGAUGAGUACGGAGGGUGAGGCGGGGGUGGUGAGCGAGCAGGAGGAAGAGGAGGGCGGGGAGGUGGAGGUUUUUACUGAUGAGGCCGGGAAGAGACAUGUGCAUGCUAGUGUUGGGUGGGGGGAUUGCUGUGGGAUAAGAGUCCCGGCGGCGAUUGGGGCGGAGGGGGAGGCGAGGAAGGGGGGGGCGAGGGGGUUAAGGAGGGUGCCUUUCGACUGA
Dothidotthia symphoricarpi CBS 119687 is the source of this 1290-nucleotide messenger RNA. Its product is annotated as Phosphotyrosyl phosphatase activator. Lineage: Eukaryota; Fungi; Ascomycota; Dothideomycetes; Pleosporales; Dothidotthiaceae. Gene Ontology annotation, biological process: mitotic spindle organization. The record is from RefSeq and is a predicted model, not a curated record. Gene Ontology annotation, molecular function: peptidyl-prolyl cis-trans isomerase activity; protein tyrosine phosphatase activator activity. Bases 1 to 1290 code for a protein of 429 amino acids. The transcript has a single exon. Gene Ontology annotation, cellular component: cytoplasm; nucleus; protein phosphatase type 2A complex.